AUGGGUCGCGAACUCCAGAAGAAGAAGAACAAGUCUUCCAUCCCGAAGAAGCGCCAAAACGGACCUUCCAAGAAGAAGAUUCUGCAAAACCCAAUCAUAGCGAAGCACUGGAACCAAAAAGAGACACUAUCGCAAAACUACCGCCGCCUCGGUCUGACAGCGCGACUCAACCACGCAACCGGUGGCACAGAAAAGACCAUCGCCCUUCUCGGCCUCAACGAUGAGAAAUCUUCCCGCGCAGACGCCGUCGCAAACAGCACAGCCGACGCCCUGAAUAUCGUCUCCAAAGCCAAGAAGCCCGAGAACAUCCCCACCGAGGAAAUCGAAGUCGAGCGCGACCCCGAAACCGGCGCUAUCCUCCGCGUAACAGGCACAUUCGAAACCAAGGACAACCCGCUCAACGACCCCUUGAACGAUAUCGAGGAUGACAACGAGGAUGCCGAGUGGAACGGUUUCGCCAUGGUGCCGGAGCGCAGACAAGACGAGGCUGUCACGAACCCAGUUAUCAGGGAACUUGAGGAGGCUGCGUUGAACGGCGCGAAGAAGGCGCCAAGAGGUCAGAGCCAGAGGGAGCAGGAGUGGGUGGAGCGGUUGGUGAGCAAGUAUGGGGAAGACUAUGCGAAGAUGGCGAGGGAUAGGAAGCUCAAUCCCAUGCAGCAGACUGCGGCGGAUAUCAGGAAGAGGGUUGUCAAGUGGCAGAAGUCGCAGGAGAAGGCAUAG
Alternaria atra is the source of this 720-nucleotide messenger RNA. RefSeq lists its product as uncharacterized. The transcript has 2 exons. The coding region runs from base 1 to 720 and encodes 239 amino acids. Lineage: Eukaryota; Fungi; Ascomycota; Dothideomycetes; Pleosporales; Pleosporaceae. Gene Ontology annotation, cellular component: nucleolus. Gene Ontology annotation, biological process: ribosomal large subunit biogenesis. The record is from RefSeq and is a predicted model, not a curated record.